GAGCGCAGACACCAGCCUCUUUUAUUCACUGUGACAGCAAAGGGUCACGCUAGAAACUGCAAUUGCUGGGACUUGUCAGGUGGCCUCUGAUCUCUCUCUCUCUCUCUCUUUUUCAUUCUCUCUCUUAUCAUUCUUCCUAGGAACGGACAUUCCUACUGACACCUGGUUGGAUAGCUGUAGACAGUGCAUUGCUGAGGAAGCAAGCUCUUGGCUGUGAUAUUCCAUUGCAGUCAUGGCGCCUAAAAAGAAGAACAUCAAAAAGAACAAAGGCGAUAUCAAUGAGAUGACUAUAAUUGUGGAGGAUGGCCCCCUAAGUAAACUAAAUGGCUUGAAUGGCUUCUUAGACGGAGGGAAUGGCUUCAGCUGCAUCUCAGCUGAGGUUUCUGAUUCUUCUUAUAGCCCAAAUCUCUUGGAAGGGCUAAGCAGAAUGAGGCAGGAAAAUUUUCUUUGUGACUUGAUUAUUGGUACCAAAACCAAAUCCUUCAAUGUUCACAAGGUGGUGAUGGCUUCAUGCAGCGACUACUUUCAUAACAUCUUAAAGAAAGAUCCAUCUACUCAAAGAGUGGAUCUCAAUGAUGUAUCCCCAUUGGGCCUAGCCACUGUUAUCACCUAUGCUUACACUGGAAAGCUAACUCUUUCACUCUACACAAUAGGUAGUAUCAUUUCCACAGCAGUCUAUCUUCAGAUUCACACCCUUGUAAAGAUGUGCUCUGAUUUUUUGAUGCAAGAAAUCAAUGUGGAGAACUGCAUGUAUAUUGCCAAUAUUGCAGAGACAUAUGGACUAAAAAACACCAAGGAAGCAGCACAGAAAUUUAUUAGAGACAACUUCAUUGAGUUUUCAGAAACAGAUCAGUUCUUAAAACUUACUUUUGAUCAAAUCAAUGAACUCCUUGCAGAUGACGACUUGCAGUUGCCUUCUGAAAUUGCUGCAUUCCAGAUAGCAAUAAAAUGGCUGGAAUUUGACCAAAAAAGAGCAAAGUAUGCUGCAGAUCUCUUGGGCAACAUUCGUUUUGGUACAAUCUCUGCUCAAGACUUGGUCAAUUAUGUUCAAACUGUACCCAGAAUGAUGCAAGACACAGACUGCCACCGACUUCUAGUGGAUGCCAUGAACUACCACUUGCUUCCAUAUAAUCAGAAUACACUGCAGUCUAGAAGAACAAGGAUUCGUGGAGGUUUCAGAGUCCUAGUUACUGUUGGGGGACGCCCAGCAUUAACAGAAAAGUCCCUUAGCAGAGACAUCUUAUACAGAGAUCCUGAUAAUGGAUGGAAGAAGCUUACUGAAAUGCCUGCUAAAAGUUUUAACCAGUGUGUGACUGUGAUGGAUGGAUUUCUCUAUGUGGCUGGUGGUGAAGACCAGAAUGAUGCCAGGAACCAGGCCAAGCAUGCUGUCAGCAAUUUCUGCAGAUAUGAUCCUCGUUUCAACACAUGGAUUCACCUGGCCAACAUGAAUCAGAAGCGCACCCAUUUUAGCUUGAAUGUAUUCAAUGGCCUCCUUUUUGCAGUGGGUGGUCGCAACUCUGAAGGGUGUCUAUCCUCAGUUGAAUGCUAUGUGCCUGCAGUUAACCAGUGGCAAAUGAAGGCACCACUGGAGGUAGCAAGGUGCUGUCAUGCCAGUGCAGUCAUAGAUGGUAGAAUCCUGGUCACAGGAGGUUACAUAAAUAAUGCUUACUCCCGCUCUGUGUGUAUGUAUGACCCCAGCAAUGAUAGCUGGCAGGAUAAGUCCACCCUUAGCACUCCAAGAGGAUGGCACUGUGCUGUUUCCCUUGGGGAGAGGGUCUAUAUCAUGGGUGGGUCCCAACUGGGGGGUCGGGGUGAAAGGAUUGAUGUCCUCCCUGUUGAGUGCUACAAUCCUUAUGCUGGCCAGUGGAGCUAUGCUGCUCCCCUGCCAACUGGAGUGAGCACUGCAGGUGCUUCCAUUCUUAAUGGGAAAAUUUACUUGGUGGGUGGCUGGAAUGAAAUAGAAAAGAAAUAUAAGAAGUGCAUUCAGUGCUAUAAUCCGGAUCUUAAUGAAUGGACUGAGGAAGAUGAGUUGCCUGAAGCCACAGUAGGAGUAUCUUGUUGUACCAUUGCCAUGCCCAAUAACAAAACCAGGGAAUCCAGGGCUAGCUCAGUAUCUUCUGUGCCAGUCAGUAUUUAAAGAUUAUAAUUAGGUUUCAUCAAGAAUAAAUAAAAAACUUUUAUUUACACAGCUGUGUAGUUAACCCUUUAAGUAGCCUUCUCUGCUUUAUGUGGGGUGGGAAAUUGCCAUUGUAAAAAUUUUAAUUUUACAAAACUGGCCAAUUUUCAUGAUCUUUAAAAUACAUGGUGUGAAACAACAUCUUUAAGAUACAGUAAAUUUACUUAGUGGGAAUAUAAUGUUGUACCACAGUUAGAACAGGGACUCAGUCCUAUCCCUAACUUUGCCACUGACUUGCUGUGUUACUUUUGGCAAAUCACUUAACUUCUCUCUUCCUCUUUUUCCUCAUCUGAAAAUGGGGAUAAUAAUCAACUAAUGUUUUUAAAGUGCUUUGAGACCUUGGCAUAAGAGGCACUAGGGAACAGCCAAGGAUUAUUAUUAAUAAAUCUUCAUAUAUUAGUAAUAUACCAUGGCAUCAUAAACUUGGUCACUUUUGUUCUCUUUAUAGAUUUUAUAUAUGGCGAAAGAUAUUUAACAAUUUAUUGCACAUAUCAAGUAUGAAAUAUAUAUUUUCCCCUCUAUGUAGUGAUGUCCACAAACAAGUCUUCAAAACUUUAUUUCCCUUACUGCAUUGUGAUUUACGAUGUAGACAUUUAAUUUUUAUAGGUAGGUCUGUGACACGGAUUUCAAGAGCCAAACUGCACAAAUACAGAAGCUUAUCUGUCCAUUAUGGGCCAGUCCUGAGGACCUUGCUCAGGGCACCAGGCUCCUCCACCCCCCUCCACACACACAAGGGAGCCUACAUCUCCAGAAGGGGAGAUUCCACCUCUGUUACAUACUCACUGGAAAUCACUCCAUGGGGACUUAGCAGUGUACAAGAUCAGCAGAGAUGGAAGGGGCAGGCCCAUCAAUAGUCCUGCUUCUACAGGUUCCCACCUGCAGAGGAAGAGGAACACACUAUAAGUUAAUAUACCCCAAGACUGUCUUCUGUGCUGUAAAAGAAACCCACCCUAGAGGUGUCCGGUGUAACCACCAUAUUGAGAAUCCCAGGAAGAAGAACUCCUGCUUGGAGCCAGACGUAGCUGCUGGUGUCAAAAGCAGAGUGGAUACAAAAAUAAUCUUUUCUGCUCAGUCCAACAAAUUCCCAUUGGAUUAAGGAAUAAGGACUGAGUAAAGGUCGCAGGUUUUGGCCCAAAGCAUAGUUAGGUGGGGAAUAGUGAGUUGUAAGGCAAAACUCUGGAUUGAAAUGGAAUAGGUUUUCCAGACUAUUAAUGAUGGGAUGUUUUGAUGCCUCCAUUACCAGUCACAGACACAGUAUCCCCAAAACUAAGCUUUUCCUGGCCUUACCUUUGUGUAUCAUAGAAGUGUAGGAUUGGAAAGGACCUCAACAGGUCAUCUAGUCCAGUCCCCUGCACUCAAGGCAGGACUAAUUAAUAACUAGAUCAUUCCUGAUACAGCUUCUUGUGCUGCCUUGAACACAGCUCUUUUUAUAAUGUGACUUUUUAUUGCAUUUUGCCAAAGACUUAGGGUGAAAUCUUGGCCCUGUGGAAGUCAAUGGAAGUAUUGCCAUAGCCUUCAGUGGGGCCUGGAUUUCAUCUUUACUCUCUAAGAAUUGCUAUCUUGGUUGCAGCACUGUGCAUGGGCAAUUAAGCAUGCAACUGCUGCUAAUUUUCAUUGCCAAUGGGACAUGCACACCCAAUUUCCUCUGCGAUGUGCCUAGAAUUGACAUCUAAAGAUCUGUUAUUAAUAAAGAUUUAUACACCCUUCAGCUGGGAGGAAAUAAGCAAUUAAAUGAACUACAAUGAUUAGGUAAGAACUCACUCAAACUGGAAGAACACACUCUUGUACAGAUUCAUACAGCCUUCACAUACAAUUUUCUCUGAAUGCAAUGAACACCUCAAGGGGGCAGUGUCCAUUAGAAGGCAAAGUCAACCAGAAAGCAAUGUUUACUGGUCACCCAAGUGCUUUACCCCAAUCACAAAGGGAAUCCUUUCAAACUAUCUGCAAAUGCAGGAAUUCUUUGGCCAAGCAUUUGCAGCACUCUCAUAACCUGAGCAUUCUUUGGCAAGUAAAGUUAUAUAUUAAGCAUUGGCAAUUAACAUGAUAUUGUGUCAGAAAUCUGAGUUACAUAAAAAAGUGACUCACCCAGUCAACUGGGAUUAAACUGAGUUUUGCACAGUCCGGUUUUCCAUUUGGUCUAAUAGAGUUAAGGAUCAUGACUACAUUUUAAGUAAUUCCUAAUCCCCACAUUCUAUUUUUGAGUAUUGUGCAUUAUUAGGAUAUACUGCAUUGUACUGACUUACAGUCAGAAGUCUUAUUACAGUAGCGUUAUCACUGUGUCAGUAUUGUAUAUAAUUUAGUUUGGCUAAUUUAAUUUAAAUACAAUUACAUUUACACUUUAUAUUGUAUAAUUUAAAUAAAUAACUCAGAUCUAUAGUGAUUUAAUCCAACAUAAUGUAAAAUUGAGUGAGUAUAAUUUCAUUUUAAUAUAAAAAUGCUGUUCUUGCCCCCUUCAAUCAGCAGUAACAUUAUUUGAUUAUUUUACUCUUCUCAUAUAAGAUCCUGGACACACAUUCCACGUGAAACCAUUUAAGUGGCCCUUUGUAAAAUCUUUCUGUCUGCUACAAUAAUUCUCUGUAAAGACUACAGUUAUCCUUUUGUUAAAAGUGGGUGUUCAGCAUCCAUGCCAAUGCAUAUAACACAGACAUCUAUGCACUCAUGUUAGAGGUCUGCUAGGUAUUUCUAAAACACUCAUCAUCGUAGUAGUACCUAGGUGGUAAAUAACUAAAAAUACAAAUAAAUAAUCAUUUUGAUGUCAAACUGUGUUUGGGAAAAAAUUGUGCCACAUGAAAAAAAACAAAAACAAAAAAACCGAGGAGUCCGUGUGGCACCUUAGAGACUAACAAAUUUAUUUGGGCAUAAACUUUUGUGGGCUAGAACCCACUUAAUCAGAUGUAUGAAGUAAAAAAUACAGGAUAUUCUUUUAGAAUAUCAAUUCCAAAACUAGAUGUACAAUAAAAUGUAGUCCGUUUUUGCAAAGUUCUCUCAUGAGCAGAUAUCCCCCCCCAUAAACAAACAAUGAUCUGCUUUCAUUUUGCAAAUGAAGUUAUUUAGGAACUAUGGGCUAAGUGUACUGGAAUUACUCUUAUGCUACUUGAAGGGUUAACCAUUUGGGCCAAAUCCUGUUAAUCUUGCUCACACAAUUUUGAAUAAGGUAAACAGGAUUUGGCCCGAUAAGGCAAAUUCUGUCAGAAUAUUGUACAUAAGUGCCUGACAAAAUAAUCCAUGCCCAGAAGAUAGAACACUAUCUCAGUUCUUAGUCUGCUUCCGCCCCACUCGCAUACCCUCCACAAAUCCACAAGAAGUGUUCUGAGGCCUGGGUCAAAGGACAUUGUACACAUAUCCCCAACCCAGCUAUGGUCCUUACAUUUACCCCACCCUUGCUCAAAUUAUAUGUGCUUCAGGCCAGAAUAACCAGUACAUGGGUGGGUGUGCAGGGGCAGUUGUUACCAGCAUAGGGGUACACUGUACUGCUGCUUUUGCAGAGUGUAUAUCUACACCUGCUUAGAGUACAACAGCACACUGAACCUGGAUUUGACUCUUAGCAUGUGAACGUGUAAGGCUGAACUUAAUUUAAUCUUGAUUACACCAAGUAUCUAUUAUUGCUUAAAUUGUGACAUUUUUAUAUAAUAUUCAUUAGAACUGUGAAAAAUGGUUUGUACAUUACACGUGGAACAAUUUUCUAUCAUUGUCCUGUAUGGUAUUUUUGAUCCCAAAAUAUUUAAUAGUAACAGCUAGGUUGAAACUGGAAACAUUGUAUAUUCCUAAAAGGGAUUUUAAAGAAUGUAGUUUAGGAAACAGAAUAUAGGAUAAAAUUAUUAAGAAUAAUACAGACGAUCUUCCAUCUGAAUAAAAUACAGAUUGUUAAUUUAACACAACAUCAGAAUUUGAAUUUGCUUUAAUACUAUAGAAGUAAAAAAAAGUAAUAGAAGUUUCAAAUUCAUCUGGUUACUUUAAUCUGCCUAUGUACUUACAGAGUUCACAUGACUAGUAUCUGUGUGCCUCCCAAGAAUUUAAAAAUAGAAAUAAUUUUUCUUCACAUUCUGUAAAUGAAAUAGUUUUAUAGGUUUAUAGUUUGCCUGUUCAUUUCUCUUUGGGUGGCUGAGAGGGUGUGCUAUGGGCCUGUGUGUGAGAAGAAUAUACUGUGGGAAAACUAAGUUAGAAAGGUAAGUUUUGCUUUUAAGUUUUGCCAAUUGUCAUAUUAUCUCUUCCUGAAGUGAGUUCUAUAACCUACAUCCAGUUCCCAUGAAACUUCUGUUUCCUGCAAUUAACACACCUCCCGCAAUUAGCUAAGAGUUUCAUUGUUGUGUUAGAUCACAGAUGCCAACAGCAGUUCUGGUCUCAGAAGGAAGAACAAGCUCUCAGGCAGUAGGACCAGUUCUCAGAUAGUUAGAGGGCUUUGCAUAUCGGGUUGAGACCUUGAACUGGACAUCUUAUUUAUUGGGGAACCAGUGCAGAGAGAGAGGCUCUGGGUGGUGAGUCACAGCAACCUGUAUUCCUAAACAGAUGGGUUGCUGAUUUUGCAGCAAUCUGAGUUCUAUCAAGGUGGGCGGCUUUAUUCCUAGCUAUGAGUUGCAAUCAUCAAACCUGAAGGCUGCCAGUGUAUGGAGUGUGGUCCUGACUGUGAUCAGACCUGAGUCCUGUGGUCUGAUGUCAUCCUGAGUUUGGUCAGGUCUGAGUCCAACUUCCAGCCAAUCACAGAGAGAAGUGGGCUAUUUUGGGAUCUACAAUAAGGUAUCAAAAAGUGCCCUAAAUGGAGAUUUUAAAAUGGCAUUUGGCAUGGGAAAAAGGAAGUUAAGAAUUAAAACUGCUGAAUAGGAACAUCCUUUAAAUCAUCUUGAAGACAAGAUUAAUUAAUAGCCUGAUUUUGCAAGCCUAGCUCUGGCAAAAACCCUCACUGACUUCAGGAGGCAGUUUUGCCUUAAUCAGGAAUAUUGAGCCCAGGACCAAAUUCUGCAACCCAGUGAGAACUCUAUGCACAUGAAUAAUCCCUUGAAUUCAACAGGAUUAUGCAUAUAAAGUUAUUUACAUGUGUAACUGUUUGUAGGCUCAAGGCCCAAUGACUAAUUCAAAGAAACACAUUGAUGCUGGUCACAGAGAAGAGUUCAUAUCCUGAAAGAGGAAAAGUUCUGAAAUGAGUUUUGGGAGAAGGGGGAGAGGGAUUAAGGUAAAAGACUGCAGAUGAACCAGUGGUGUUCACUUGAAAGUGUGGCAUUGUCCACAGUACUGUCCUUGGAAGAUCUCAGGGGAAUAAAAAUGAAUGUAUGCAAUAUCAGAUAACUUAGAUGAAAGCUUCAGAUCAUAUGAUAAGGUUACAAUGUAAAAGACUAGUAUAAAGAUAUUGUCACUGAGCAUUAGAGUUACAUUAAAACUGUGAUUCGUUCGCCAGUGACCAAAAGAUGUUGAGUUGUGGGAAAUAAAUGGCAGUAUCUUUCAGUUGCUCAGAAUGGGGACACAUAAUACAAUGCAAAUUAAACUGACGCAUUGCCUUGGCUAUCUAAUUGUUGUGGUAAAUACUUAAGUUUUACUUAUUUGUGCUUAACAGUUUCCCAUUUCAUAAUUGUUAUACCUACUGCUUAAACAAACAGAUUAAUUAAAUACAAAUACCUUCAGAGUGGAAUGCAAUAAUUACAAGGGAACACACAUUUCAGUAGGAAAAGAUUGUGCAAAUUUAAUGUGAUAAUUUUAUUACUAAAAAAAUAUAACAAUUUGUAAGAUGGUGGAUGCUAGUAGGAAGUCUAUAGUAGCAUGUUUAUCAUUUUUUCAUUGUUUUCUUAUAAAUUAAUUUAAACAGCUAACACAAAGAAAGCAUAAUUUAUUCCUAUUGUGAAGUCAGUUUCAUAUGCAACUCAAAUGUUCCUAUAUGGUUAAUUUAUGAUUGUGGUACAAAUGUUUUGUUUUUUAAACCCCUUGUUAGUUCUAUAUUUCAUACCAGAUAAUUGGAACAUUCAUUCAAUUUUAACUGUAAAUUCAACAUUAGAUUAAAUUGUAUUGUAAGACAAUAGGGGCCAAUCAUGUCCUACCUUUUUCAUUUUUUUCUAACAGAAUUUCUUUCCAGUUUUGUUUUGUAAAUUGCACUCAGUAAUUUAUAAUAUCCAGCAUGCCUGACAGAGGAUGGCAAAGCUAUCUGGAUUAUACAUUUCACAUGAGAAAUAUUAGCAAUGCAUUAGAAAUAAAAAAUCUAAAUUGCAGAAGAACUGCAGGGCAAAUCCUGGAGUCAGUGGAAACUUUGCCAUUGAUUAUUAUACGCAGUGCCAAAAAAGUGUGCUUGGUGCUUUAAAACUAAUAUACUUCUGGAGGAUUUGGUUCCUCUGUACUUCAAAGUUUUCUAUUUUACUGCCAGUGGCAAUUUAUCCCUUACUGGAUUGAGAUGCCAUAGUUGGAUUUUUAAGCAAUGGCAAAUGUUGAUAAAAGCACUGAAACCCUAAUUCAAAAAAGUACUUGAGCAUGUGCAUAACCUUAAGGCUGAGUAAAGUGUUAUGCUGUAAAGACUAGUCUGUCUGUGAGAUCUGGAUGAUAAAGUUAAAACUUACUCGUUCUCAAUCUGUAAGAAAGUCAAACUGCAAAAAUGAACAUUUAAAAUGGCUGCAGAUCCAAGACUAAAUUCUUUUUCCACCAAAGUCAACAGAAGUUUUGCCAUCACUGGGAUCAUGAUCUGACUGCUGCAUACUCUAGUCUGGUCAGUGUAAUUUCUCAUACUCAGUAAGUCUGGUCAGUGUAAUUUCUACUACACUGUCAUUGAUAAGUUACCAUCCACCUACUGGACUACGAUGCAACAGGUCCAUCUUUCACUAUCAAAAAUUGACAAAGGUAUUAAGUGAGGUGUUAAAGGAUCUUUUAUGCUAUAGAAACAGGACUGAUAUUAGGAAUUAAUGUAAAUCUAAUUUAUUAAAAGAGAAGGAGAAUAUUAUGAGCUUAUUUGUAAGAGGCUUUAAGAGUUAGAGGAGGAAAAUUGAGGUUUAGUGAUAUUUUUAAUACAGAUAUUUUUGUAAUUAUGAGUAUAAAUAUUUGUUUCCCUAGAAAGAUAGGCAAAAAAAAGUCAAUCCUUUUUCUCUAUGCACUGGCCAAUACUACUUUUAGACUUUUUUAAACACAAAAAUUAUUAGAUGGAAAGUUAAAAACCUGUUAAGGUGUGUGAUAGGUGUGUAUAUACCAAGUGAAUAUUUGUGUAUUAUGUAUGCACAUCUGCACACAUUGAAUAAACACACACACACACACACACACACACGUGUGUGCCAAGCAGAUUGUAGAAAAUAGAUAUCUGUAUAUUUAUGCAAGGAGAGUAAAACUGGAAAAACAACAACAAAAAAUGUUUCUUUCAAAGUAACCGAGGGACAAACUCUGCGGUCUUUACCCAGGCAGAACUCCUACUAAAGUCAGUUAGAGUGGUGAUGCAAAAUACAUAAAUAAAGUUUGCCAUAAAUGACAUUCUUAGGGUUGACCAGGACUGUGUUUGCAAAAGUAUAUACAAAAGGAUUAUAGUGUACAUAGAACUGGCUUUCAAAAGUAUCCCAUCCACUGUCACUAAAUAUGUAGAAUCUAACUGUAUACAGUAUAUGUAUUUUCUACUGGGUAGUGUCAAUUAAUUUGGUACAUUUUUGUAAAGAUUGUUCCAAUGAAAAUAUUUUCCUUGUGCUUUUUGAUGAUCCUAGUAUCCUGUUUAGGAUGAUCUGUGGAGUACAGUUCAUGCACUGUCUUGUUUAAACUGAAUCAUCAUUAAAACUGUAUCCGGUAACAAGUGA
Messenger RNA from Chrysemys picta bellii (western painted turtle), 9918 nucleotides. RefSeq names its product kelch like family member 31 (gene KLHL31). Gene Ontology annotation, cellular component: nucleus; cytoplasm. Gene Ontology annotation, biological process: negative regulation of protein phosphorylation; negative regulation of JNK cascade. The record is from RefSeq and is a predicted model, not a curated record. Lineage: Eukaryota; Metazoa; Chordata; Testudines; Emydidae. Gene Ontology annotation, molecular function: protein binding.